Messenger RNA from Sinocyclocheilus anshuiensis, 2129 nucleotides. It is a transcript of the gene p2rx4a, whose product is annotated as purinergic receptor P2X, ligand-gated ion channel, 4a. The coding region runs from base 812 to 2005 and encodes 397 amino acids. Lineage: Eukaryota; Metazoa; Chordata; Actinopteri; Cypriniformes; Cyprinidae. The transcript has 12 exons. Gene Ontology annotation, biological process: calcium ion transmembrane transport; response to ATP. Gene Ontology annotation, molecular function: purinergic nucleotide receptor activity; ATP binding; extracellularly ATP-gated monoatomic cation channel activity. The record is from RefSeq and is a predicted model, not a curated record. Gene Ontology annotation, cellular component: plasma membrane.
CCAUCUCUCCAAUACUGUCAAUAAAUCUAUCUUUUGUGAUCAGUCUCCGUGGUGUAUUUAUUUUACCCGUUUCUCUAUAAGAGUUAUUUGUUUUUAGAUUUAUUUAUCUAAUUUAUUUGUAUUUCAUUCUUCCAUAUUUAGUACUACAUUCGAAUGAACUUGUUGGGCUUUGUGGUUUUCUGUUAAGAGGAACAGAUAGUAAAAACUGGGACAAUAACUACAAUUGUAGUUAAUUUUGCAUAAAAAGCUAUCAUAUGGCUUCAGAAAAGCUGAAAUAACGGGCAUGAGUUGUACAGUUGGAUUUAUUUUUGUUAAAUUAUUACUUGGUUUGAGAGGCUCACGGUAAACCUUGUUAUCGUCAGGAGUAGCAUAAUUUGCCUAUGCAAAAUAUGGGCUUAAUUAAUUUGUGGGCAGUUGUAUUCUGCAGUAAAAUAAUGGUCAAGUGAGAGCUCAGUGGUACUUCAAAAUCUUGUUUAGACCAAAACAUCAGUUGUUUCCUCUGGACACCGUUCACUUUCAUUGUGCAGAAAACAGCAGCGUCAUCAUUUCAAUACAAAUGCUCCAUGUGCAAAAGGAACCACCUUCAGUGUAGAUCGUGACAAAAAAUGUCAACUAUUCCUUUAAAACUGUUCUUGAGUAGUACAUGAUCUUCAGUCUCAGAAAGUGAAACGACAAUUCAGCGGGAAGUGUGUAAAGUUUGGACCGCACUGCGGCGUCGUGGAAAGUUAAUAACCUACAAAACUUGUGACUGAGUGAACAGGAAGGGAAAUAGAAGUAUAGUUCAUUUUACGGUUUCGUUCAAGCGAUCAUAAUGAGCAAAAAAGGUUGCUGUAAUUCAGUAGGUGAGUGUUUUUUCGACUACUACACGUCAAAAAUAUUAGUGAUAAGAAGCAGGAAAGUGGGAACGCUGAAUCGGUUCACUCAAGCUUUAGUCAUAGCCUACGUCGUCGGGUAUGUGUGUGUUCUUAAGAAAGGCUACCAGGACACGGACACCGUCCUCAGCUCUGUCACGACCAAAGUGAAAGGCAUUGCUCUCACAAACACUACUGAGUUGGGUGAACGGAUCUGGGAUGUGGCUGACUACAUCAUCCCACCUCAGGUAGUCCGUCGAUUUGACGAAGAGGAGGAGGAUGGAUCAUUCUUUGUGCUGACCAAUAUGAUCAUCACCCCAAAUCAAACACAGUCGAAAUGUGCUGAGAAUCCGACCCCAGCAUCCAUAUGCACUUCUCACAGGGACUGCAAAAGAGGCUUCAAUGAUGCUCGUGGAGAUGGUGUUCAGACAGGUAGAUGUGUCAAUUACAAUGACACAGUGAAGACUUGUGAAGUGCUGUCCUGGUGUCCUUUAGAGAAGAUUGUUGAACCCCCAAAUCCACCACUUCUGGCAGAUGCUGAAAACUUCACUGUGCUCAUAAAAAAUAACAUUCGUUAUCCCAAAUUUAAUUUCAACAAAAGGAAUAUCCUACCAAAUAUAAAUAGCUCCUACUUGACACAGUGUGUGUUCAGCCGCAAGACAGACCCUGACUGCCCUAUCUUCAGACUCAAAGACAUUGUUGAAGAGGCUGAAGAGGAUUUUCAGACCAUGGCAGUCCAUGGGGGAGUGAUGGGAGUGCAGAUCCGGUGGGAUUGUGAUCUUGACAUGCCACAGAGCUGGUGUGUGCCUCGCUACACUUUCCGCAGACUAGACAACAAAGACCCUGAAAAUAACGUGGCCCCCGGAUACAACUUCAGAUUUGCUAAAUAUUACAAGGACAGUGAUGGCACAGAGACUAGGACGCUUAUCAAGGGUUAUGGUAUUCGCUUUGAUGUCUUGGUAUUUGGCCAGGCAGGAAAAUUUAAUAUCAUACCAACACUUCUGAAUAUAGGUGCAGGCUUGGCACUUUUAGGCCUGGUGAAUGUUAUCUGUGAUUGGAUUGUCCUGACAAUUAUGACUAGAAAGCAUCAUUACAAAGAGCAGAAGUAUACAUAUGUUGAUGACUUUGGACUUUUAUCCAAUGAAGAAACAUAGAAGAUCUUCAGGCUACCGAUUCAACACUAAUUCUAUGCAAAUUUCAUCAUGAAGUUAAUGUAUUUCUCAGGUUUACAAAAUGAACAAUCAAAGUAAUAGUGAAUUAAAAAAAAAUACAUUUGGA